CGAAAACCCCUCUCCUCCGACUUUGCAGCUCCAGCCCCCCGGUCGAGCCGCUGUGUCUCUCUGUUGCUCGCUCCUGCUAGGAGAAUGGGCGCAUAAUCUGGAGUUCUCUCUCUCUCCAACGCCCAACACAGCUCGCUGUCUCUGUCUCCCCAACGCCGUCCUCGUUGUAGCUGUGUUCUCUCCUUGAACUACAUCAGAAAUCAGAGCCCAGUCUUCGUUAUUCAAGGCUGAGGUCGCUCUGCUUUUCGUCAACAGGUUUAAGGUCUUGACAAUUGAAAGUAUUCGGAUCUCGCACAGCUUAGUUUUCAUUAGGUUAUAAGUAAUGGACAAGAGUUGGAUGAUGAUAAGAAGAAAUAGGUUGGCACGUAGAGAGUAUAACAUAGGGGUGGAAUCUUUCCUACAAUUUGCAAUGGAGAAUUUAGGACCACAGCUUGAGAUUCGGUGUCCAUGUAAUGAUUGUCUAAAUGGCAGAAAACAUAGCUUUGCAGUUGUUAAGAUCCAUUUGAUACGGAAAGGAUUUGACUCUUCUUACAAGACUUGGGUGCACCAUGGGGAAUCUGUUCCCGCAUCUCAAGCAUAUGAUGAUGACCAUCAUGACCCCAAUGAAGGUAUUGGGGAUGAAACUAGAGGAGAGGUCCCUAAGGAUGGCAACCAAUUGCAAAAUAUGUUGGAACAGGUCUUUGUUGGUGGCCUCUUGGAUGACGAUAGCGAUGAAUUGCCUGCUAAUCUUGGGAGGGGCAAUGUUUGGAGUUUCGAUAAGUUGUUCAAUGCUGCUCAACGUAAAAUUUAUCCUGGAUGUGAAAAGACAGUGCUAACAUUUAUUGUUGAGAUGCUUCAUGUUAAAGUCUACAAGAAGAUGCCGAAUGACACGUUCCAUAUUAUGAUGAAUGUUAUUAAAGGGAUGCGAUCAGACUAUGAUAAGGCUAUUCCUUGGAACACUUAUGAAGCGAAGAAAUUCUUAAGGGAUUUGGGUUUGGGAUAUGUGCCUAUUCAUGCAUGCAUAAAUGACUGCGCACUCUUUUGGAAGGAGAAUGAAAAUAUGGAAAAUUGCCCAAAGUGUAAUGAGCCUAGGUACAAGGUGAACGAUGAUUGCAUCAUGCCUCCUGGAUCAAAAAAGAGCAGUGCAUCCUCCAACUCAACUGGCACAUUGCAUAACACUACAGCAGCACGAGUUGAAACAGCAACUACAACACCCGCUUCAGAGAUUCUGACACCUACUCCUUUGACUGUUGCAUCUCCUUCUACUCAUGGUAGCGCUUCAGGUGCACCUUCAGCAAAGCGGCGGCGUGUGCGAGGGCCAACACGUGGAAAAAGAAUUCGAAGGAUAAUUGCUGAGAAUAAAGGGGAGAGGAUCUCAGCUUAUGUGACGCCGAAAAUGAGAGCAUUUUGUGGAAUAAAUGCAACCAAAGUGGCGAGUGAACUAGGGACACAAAUUAGGUGGAUAUGUCCUAUUCAGGGAUUUUACUCCUCGUGGUUAAAUGUUGAUGAUGGGAUCAAACGUAACAUCCUACAAGCUGUCCGGGACAAAUUUAAAGUCACCCAAAAUGACGUUGAGGGCACAGAGUUAGUAGAGCAAAUUUUUCAUGAAAAGGCAAAUCUAAUCUACAAAGAUUGGAAAUGGAGAAUGAACAAUUUCUAUACAAAGACAUUGGAUGCUGGCUUAGACGCGUAUCAACAUCCUUUUCAAGCGAUGCCCAAAGAUGACUGGAAGUACAUGAUCGAUCAUGUAUUCAAGGAUCCAAAUCGAGAGGCCCGCAAAAAAGCUGGCAAAUUAAAUAGGGAGGCUGUACCGUAUGGUCAUACUACGGGCUCUCGAUCCUUUGCUGCCGUGUUGACUUUUGCGGCUGAUCGUGAAGAGCAAAGAAUUGCCAAUGAGGGAAAUGAUGCUACUGGAAACGACAAUGAGCCAAACAGUAAUGAGGGGAGCGGUAAUGAGGGAUGAAAGAAGCUCGAUAUAUGUGAUUUGUUUGAGGCAUCACAUAGAUUGAGAGAUACAAACGAAUGGAUCAAUUCAAUAUGCAAAGACAAACAUGAGAUGAUGGUGGCAACACGUGACGAGGCAGCUCUGUCUGGCACUCCACUAUCAGCUGAAGAACUUUCAAUAAAGUGCCUCGGGGAGUCGAAGACAAAGAACUACAUACGAGGAUUAGGGAAUGGGCCAAAGCCAUCUACCUAUCUUUCCAAAUCCAACUCACAGUCAGCACGCCAGGACCAGCUGCAAAAACUUCAAUGUGAGUUGGAUUUAAUUCGUGAAGAGCAAAGAAGAGAGAGGGAAGAGGAGAAGACGCGAAGGGAGGAGGAACAAAGACGACACGAGGAGGAACAAAGACAACGUGAGGACAAGUAUGAGGAGGAUAAAAGGCGGUGGGAGGAGACACAAAGACGACAAGAUGAGGAGCGGUCUAUACUUCUAAAAGAGAUGGAGGUAUUCAAAAGCUUUAUGAGCCAAAUGCAAAAUGGUGGGCGAGGCAACAUGGGAGCUGGGUGAUGGUGGCUCAAAUAUAUGGGACGGCGUUUUAAUGGAGUAUCGUGCAGGAUGUUGGUUAUUGACUAUGAAGAUUUUGGUUGUGGUCGUGCUUGGAUUUUUUUUGGUUAUCCGUUUGUUCAAGUACUCGUCCACGAGGUUUGGAUAAAUUGUCUCUGAGCUUGGAUAUA
Rhododendron vialii is the source of this 2655-nucleotide messenger RNA. RefSeq lists its product as uncharacterized. Lineage: Eukaryota; Viridiplantae; Streptophyta; Magnoliopsida; Ericales; Ericaceae. The record is from RefSeq and is a predicted model, not a curated record. Bases 323 to 1942 code for a protein of 539 amino acids. The transcript is spliced from 11 exons.